GUAAUAAAAGGAAUAAAGGAAGUGAUUUACCACCAAUGAAGAACAAAGGGAAGGAGAUGGCUCAUGUAUAGGAGAUAAGAGUUCAAGGAUCGAGCUCUUCUGCAAUUACAGAUGCAGACUGAGUGGGUUAGCGGGUUGAACUCAAUGGAAGAUGUUGGUCUUGAUGUUGGAAGAGAGGAAACAGACACCGCCAAAUCUUCUUUCGGAUGUCAAACAAGCUUUGUACUAUCCAGGAUCGCAUCACGAAGACCCUGAUUGGUGCGGGUGGUCAGCUUAGAGGACUGUACUUCUUUAGUAGCAUGAAUGUGGCUGUGAUGUUGAUGGCUGGAUGCACAGACCGUUUGUCACGGGCCGUAUGGCAUCGACUAGGAUACCCAUCUCUUAAAAUUGUAGACAAGCUGCAUGUUUCUUGUUCUUCUAGUUCUGCCAUUUUAAAUGUGAAGUUUGUAUCCGCGCUAAGAAUUCUCGAGAUGUUUUUCCGAUCAGUUUGAAUAAGACUACUGCUGAUUUUGAAUUGAUACGUUGUGACUUAUGGGGACCCUAUAGAACACCCGUUCUGUGUGUUGCACAAUACUUCUUAACUAUACUUGAUGACUAUUCUCAUUUCUAAUUGAUGUAUUUGUUACCGAACAAGCAACAAGCACCUAUUAAAAUUCUACAGUUUUUCUCACUCGUUAAAAGACAGUUUUACAUGAGUAUUAAGUCAUUCCGAUCUGAUAAUGGCAGUGAGUUUAUUUGCCUUACUGAUUUAUUUCAAUAGAAGGGAGUGAUACAUGAGACUUCAUGUGUUGGGACUUCUCAGCAGAACGGCCGGGUUGAGAGGAAGCACCAACAUAUAUUGAAUGUGGCUCGCGCAUUGCGAUUUCAGUUGUCUCUACGUUAGAGGUUUGGGGACAAUGUACUCUGGCUGCUGGAUAUCUAAUAAAUCGUACUCCAUCAAGGUUUGGUGAUUAUAGAGAAAGUCAGCAAAAAGCAGAAACUUGGCCCACGCUAAAUAACCAUAAGGCCGGAGACUAAUCCUGGAAGCUAUGAUACAGGGAAAUGGCAAAAACUCUGGUCGUCGGCUGAAGGUCUUUGGUUUGGGCUCACUCAGGUAAAACUCUGUUUCACGGGGCGACAAGCUUUCCACUCUAUUUUCUCUCUAGCGGAAGCUGAGCUGUUGGGUCUUCUAUGGGCAGUGGAAGCAAUGGCUAACAUGAAACAAGAUCAGAUCAUUUUUGAAGCUUCCUUCGAGUAGUCUAGAGAAGCUAUACUGAACUCUUCCUUCUACCCACCAUCUUCAAGAGCGAGUUCAGGGCAUUAAAAGUUUCCUUAACAAGAUCAAUCUCUCGUCUUUGUAACAUACAUGCCCGCUAAAGAACCAAGUUGUGUUGUACAUUGCUAGUAGUGUUACUCGGGAUCACAUGCCACUGGACCUUCUUGUCUUUGCAUUCUAUUGGAUAAGGAAGCUUCAUAAUGAUUACCAACAAUAUAUCAGGAAGCACCAGGUAAAAAAAAAAAUAUUGGCAAGCAUUACUGUCAAUUGCGAUAUUUGAGGAAAAAUGUCAAUAUAUUGAAGUGUGUUUAAAAAAAAAUUCAACACUGAAAGUUCAUUCAUCACUAAAGAGAUUCAGGGAUGGGAUACAUUUUUGCUACACAGAGCCAACAGUAACAUAGGUCCCUAGAGCCAAAAGCCAGCAGAAUUACAAGAAUUCUCUGAAGCCAAAAUAAAAUGUUUAGGCUUAGGGAUCCCACCUGUGAUCCAGACAAUAUAAUUCCAAGUUACCUCCAAUCCUUUUGCAGAUAAGAUACCGUAGACCUGACCCGUAGAGUACCUUGUAUUAGUCUUACCUUCUAAUUCCCAUUCGUAAUGAUCAUCCACUGUUGACACUUGACAGUUGGAUUGUUGUCAAGUAGGCAUGAAGUUGCAAAUGUUCAUCCAAGCGAGCAUGAGGAAGAAUCUGGUUGCAGCUGUAGAGAAUUGAUAGUGUUGCAUCUUCUUGAAUUCCAAGAGAGAAGUUGGAGUCGUUAUGCAGGUAGUGCUUGAGAGAGCUAAAGGUGGACCAAUUCUCAGUCCAGAACCGACAGGUGAUACAAUUCCCCCCCCCCCCCCCCCCCCCACUCUUAGCUUGAUACAAUCAUAUAUAGGUCUUAUUUUGAGCAGUUUGUUGAUUAACCAUGAAUUUCUGGUGCUUGGUUGUAGGGUCCAGAAAGUGCUAAGGUUUCCAUUAAGAAGAAGUUCAGUCAAUUAAAAAAAAAGACAAAUGGAGAUAUAGUUUCUACAUACUCUCUCUGUUUCUAAAAGAUCCAUGUUUUAGAAUUUUCACACUUUUUAAUAAAACAUAUUAAAAUUAAACUUAUAACUUAGCUAUAAGUGCAUAGUUUUUUGUAAUUUUAUAUUUCCUAUAUUCUUAAACCAAUAAAAUUUUUUAAAAAAUGCAAUUAAUGUUUUUUAACUUCACAAUUUUUCAUUAUUAGUUGACAAAAAUUACAUUAGAAAUAUAAAAUAUGUAUCUUUUUGAAACAUAAAUUUUUUCUAUAAUAUGGAUUUUUUAGGAACGGAGAAAGUAUGUUUUAAGAGUCUCUCGACAAGAAACAUUUUCAUUCUCUCUCUUUCCUAAUUAAUUUUUUUCAAUACUUAGAUGCUGAUAAACCUAUUGACAUACUGUCAAUAAUAAUAGUCUGAAUAUGCUGUAUAUGCUGUAUAAUAUUUCCCGUAUGAACUAGUCAUAUUGUUUUGUCAACUAGAAUUAGUUAUAGAUAAUAAAAAUUAUACACUGGGUCUUUCGCAGAAAUAUUGACGUCUGACCUUAUCAAUACUUGUAUAUCAUUUAUAAAGACAUGAUCAUGCCUCCCUCUAUAGAUUAACCAUGUUCUAUUCUUUACCACAAUAAUCUCUGAUCAUCACGUCUUCUUCUCUCCUCAGCCACCAAGGUUACUUCCCUUUCUCUCUCUCUCUCUCCUUUCCAAUAUUGCAGAACUCUAUAUGGUUUUAUCCCUGCAUUUACUAAAUCUGAAAUAUAGUCCAAAAUGUUAAAUGUAAAUGUAAUAGGCAUUUUGUAAUAACUUGUCCAUGUACAACGUGAAAUGUUGCUGAUUAAAGUUUCCUCCGUUUUAAGCUUUUCAUCGUGAAAGAGUAUUUUUCUCUAUCAAAUUCCCAACAUAAUAAAGAAACACAUGCAUGUGCGAAAGAGUGCAGUAACGAGCUAAGAACUGAUUCAAUACUCUUUCUACAUGUAUCAAGAUUAAAAAUCAGUUGGUGAUGGCACAAAAACUGGAAGCCAUUGGUAGCACAAAUGGCUUUACAUUCGAUGAUGGAUCUGACCAUGACAGUGUUUCCAAGAUUUUUGUUGGAGGUGGUCUUCAGGGAAUUCUUUACAUGGAAUUUGAAUAUGUAAGGAGUGGACAGCUUAAAUUUGGAUCACUCGUUGGUCGCCGUCAUAGAGGUUUCAUAGAGACGUUUGAGAUUAACCAUGUCAAAAAUGAACAUCUCGAAUCUGUAGAAGGUUACUACGAUCAUGAAUCCGGUUACAUUCAAGGACUUCAGUUCAAAACUAAUUUCAGAGUUUCAGAACUGAUUGGAUAUGAAAAGGGUAAUAAGUUUACACUUGAAGUUAAGGGAAAAAAGAUCAGUGGCUUUCAUGGAUAUAUGAGGAAGAGAAACAUCAUCGCCCUUGGAGCAUACUUCACUAUGAUUCUUCCUAGUAGACUGGACGUGAAAGGCGGCAAGGGAGGCCAUCAGUGGGAUGAUGGAGCUAACCAUGACGGUGUAACAAAGAUUCAUGUACGAGGUGGUUUUGACGGCAUUCAAUAUAUCAAAUUUAAUUAUGUCAAGAAUGGAGAAACCCAAGAUGGACCAAUCCAUGGUAUCUCCGGUAGCGGUUUCACACAGACGUUUGAGAUAAACCAUUUCAACGAUGAACAUUUGGUUUAUGUUGAGGGUUACUACGACGAUGAAUCUGGUGUAAUUCAAGCACUUCAAUUCAAAACUAACCUCAAGACUUCAGAUGUUUUAGGAUAUGAAAAGGGUAAGAAGUUUUUACUAGCAGACAAAGGUAAGAAAAUCAUUGGCUUUCAUGGAUACGCUGACAAGAAUCUCAAUUCUCUUGGAGCAUACUUCACAACGGUUUCUCUUACCAAAUCCGAACGCCAUGGUGGUUCUGAAGGCGUAUACUGGGAUGAUGGUGUUUUCGAAAGCAUAAGAACGGUGUAUGUUAGUUAUGAUACCAAUAACGUAAAGAGUAUCACGUUUCACUAUCACAACCGCACAGUUAUAGAGCGUCAACAUGGGUGGCAGACUAUACAAGAUGAUUUAGAAGAAGAAGAGUUUGAGCUCGACUAUCCAAAUGAAGUGAUUACAUAUGUUGAGGGGACUUUCAAAAGAUUUGGGCCUGGCAAGACGAGGGUAACGUCAUUGAUUUUCAAAUCAUCUGAAGGGAGAACCUCUCCGUCAUUUGGAGUAGUGUAUGGUACCAAAUUUGUGCUAGAGAAAAAAGGUUGUGCUGUGGUUGGGUUUCAUGGACGGCAUGAUGAUCGAGAUCUUGUUUCUAUUGGAGCCUAUUUUUCUCCAAUGCCUCCUCCUACUGCAGAGAAAUUACGAGCACAAGGUGGUCUUCGAGGAGAAUCAUGGGACGACGGUGUUUUCGAUAGUGUUAGAAAAUUAUACGUUGGACAAGGUGAUAAUGGUGUUGCAUUCCUUAAGGUUGUGUACGGGAGGGACACUCGUAUUGUUAUUGGUGAAGAUCAUGGAAACACAACACCACUUGAAGUCAAAGAGUUUGAGCUCGAAUAUCCAAGUGAAUACAUUACAGCCGUGGAUGGUUGUUAUGACAAAGUAAUUGGAAGUGAAGUUGAAGUUAUAACUAUGCUUAGGUUUACAACGAACAAACGAACAUCUAUUCCCGUAGGUUUCCUAUCUACCUCGAGCUUUUUACUGUACAAAGAUGGCUUUAAAAUUGUUGGAUUCCAUGGAAAGUCAAGUAACAUGAUUAAUCAACUUGGGGUCCAUGUUCUGCCCUUCACUUAUUAAUCACCUUCUGAUCUCACAUGUUGAUUAUUGUCUUAUUUAUGCAACACCUCACGUGAAACUAUUUCAAUAAAGAAACAUGUUUCGACCUGUGUUGUACAUACUCAUGAUUAUUUAAAAUCAUGUAUGAUAGUUUAAUUUGGUAAAUAACUACUGUAAAAGUUUAACUAUAUAAAUUGAAUCCGUUUUAUAUUGGUACAAAAUAUUUUGGAAAAAUUUUACUUUUACCACGUGGUUGGUAUCAUUAUUCAUGUCUACCUCAUUAAAGAGAUAUAUUCAAAAAUAUUUUUUAGAGGUAUAAAUAGAUAUAUAAAUAUAAAUAAUUAUUAAAAUAAUAAUAAUUUAUAGUUUUAGAAUUACACUUUUUCAAAUUCUAUUCUUUUAUAAAAAAAAUUUAUUUUUUUUCUGCAAUUUUUUCGAAGUAAUUUUUGAAUCUAUUUUCUAAUUUUUUUUAAAAAAAUUAGGUAUUUAUUUAUAUAUUUAUUAAAACCCUAAACUUCACAUUCUAAACCCCCUUUCCUCAACUCUAUACCCCAAAUCUAGGUUAGUUAACUCAAUGAUUAUAAAUUUAUAACUGAUUAUUUAUCUCUAUAAAAAUGAGGGUAAAUAUGGUUAAGUUAACAUAAAAAUGUAUUAGGAAUGUGGUAGUUUUGACAAUUUAUCAAAUAUUAUGUGAAUUUUACACAAAAGAUAUGCUUUUAUAAUUAAAUUCACCAUUAUUUUAAAUAAAUGUAGUUACAUAUUAAUAAAUGUUGGUGUUUUACAACAAUUUAAUCAUCUCAUACUGCUCUAAACAUUUUCAAAAUCAACUAGUUCUCUUUAACGCUUGCGGUUGUAGAUGAGUAAAUAAAAAUCUAAAAAAAGACUUCAUUUAAAAUAAUUAAAAAAAAUAAAAUUAUAAAUAUAGAAACUAUAAAUAAAAAUACAUAAAAAUACUUUAUAGAUUUAAAGUCACUAACCAAUAUCAUAACUUUAUAUUUAUAAGAACUUUAAAAUAAAAUAUUCUCUAAAAAUUUUGGUUAACCACUAACAUAUAUAUAUAUGUUAAUCAACCCAAAAUUUAUAAAAAUCUAAUAUUAAUUUUUAUAAAAUAAAUAAUUUCUUCAUUAGAAUAUAUAACAUUCAUCUAAACUUUUUUUUUGAAAAAAAAAACUAAACAUAAUAUUAUUUUAAUUAUAAUAAAUUUAUAUUUAAUUAUGAUAAUAUGAUUUAAAUUAUUUUCUAUGUGUAUAAUAUGGUAAUAUUUUUAAUUUAUGAUUAAAGUGCUGAUGCAUCUGCUAAUCAACUAAUCAUAAGUUUUCUACCAACACACUUAUUUUAAAAUGAUAUGCUAGUCAACAAUUGCUUAAUAAUAAUCCCGCACCUGCAGUGGCUGCGUUUAAAAAGAAUCUCAUUUGGUAUUUAUUUGUUUGGGCUGGAUAUGGUUGGUUCCGCCCGAAUUUGGAUCGGUUUGGGUAAUUUGAUUGAAAUUCAGACGUCUGCUCAUGGAUAUCCACCAGAUACGCUUAAAUCGACCAUAAAUAUGUUCCACUUUGGAUAUCUUGUAAUCAAACUAAACAAAUUACCCAAAAUACUCAUUGGAUACAGUAUGGGUCGGUUUUUCUAUAUGAAAGUAAUGAUGCAUAUCAGUUACAAAAAAAAAAGUAAUGAUGCAUAUGGUAUGAUUUUAGUAUUUAUAUCCAAACUAAAAUAUCAGAACUACAGAAAAUAACUAAACAAAUUUA
Messenger RNA from Brassica rapa (field mustard), 6729 nucleotides. RefSeq names its product jacalin-related lectin 14-like. Gene Ontology annotation, molecular function: carbohydrate binding. NCBI's taxonomy places the organism in Eukaryota, Viridiplantae, Streptophyta, Magnoliopsida, Brassicales, Brassicaceae. The record is from RefSeq and is a predicted model, not a curated record.